Messenger RNA from Dufourea novaeangliae, 1139 nucleotides. It is a transcript of the gene Rsf1, whose product is annotated as RNA-binding protein Rsf1. The coding region runs from base 190 to 801 and encodes 203 amino acids. The transcript has 3 exons. The record is from RefSeq and is a predicted model, not a curated record. Gene Ontology annotation, molecular function: RNA binding. NCBI's taxonomy places the organism in Eukaryota, Metazoa, Arthropoda, Insecta, Hymenoptera, Halictidae.
UGGCGUCUGGGUUGGAGACGCCAAGACGUCGGAUGUAGUUCUGUGCAGUGUGAACCCCGGUUGAUCCUCACCUAUCGAUUCUGUCGUAGUGACGGUGCACUGUAUAUCUUUUUUCAUUGAAAAUUUCUCAGAUAUUUUCCUCCGAAACAGGGAACAUUUAAAAGGAAGGUAAAACACAAGUAAAAAAACAUGACACCAGAAGGAUACACGCGCGUUUAUGUCGGCGGCUUAAAUGAGAGCAUAAAAAAAGAAGACCUCCAGGCAGAGUUUGAAAAGUAUGGCAAGCUGAAUAAAGUAUGGGUUGCCUUCAACCCACCGGGGUUUGCCUUCAUCGAAUUCCUAAACAUGAACGAAGCGGAACUUGCAUGUAGCAGUAUGAAUGGCACAGAGAUCAUGGGUGCCAAGUUGAGAGUUGAAAUUUCACGAGCUAGAGGUCGUGGUGGAGGCAGGGGUGGUAUGGGAGGAUUUAGAGGAAAUCGAGGUGCCGCUAGUAGGGGCUAUGGGUCUGCUGUCUCCACUGCUCUCGGUUACAGAGGCAAUAAUACGUAUGCAGAUUAUGGAAGUUACUAUGCAGGCAAGGGUGGUGGAAGUAGAGGUAGAGACUACUACGGCGAAGAUUAUAUGGCCAAUCGUGCCAGUGGGUAUGUUACCCGAGAUGGAUAUGCACAAGAUGUCUAUAAUAGCGGGGAUACCAAUCCUGAUUAUUAUACCAACAAAGGCACAGGCACAUCGAGGUAUCGAAGUCGUUCUCCGGCUGGUCGUGGCAGUCAUCGUCAUCGUCAUCUUCAUGAAUGCACAUAAAAGAUCUACACUGCAUUGCCAAUCUGAACUGCGGGCCAAUCAGCUACCCGCCCUGAUGACUACAUUUCUAUCCAAUCUACGCAGCGACCUGUAUAUAGACAAGAACUACCAUUGCAGAAUUAAGUUGUGCAAUACCAUUUAUAUAGUAUAAUUUUAGUUCCACAGUUUGUAAUCAUUUUCAGAAACAUUACUCAUUAAUCAUAGAGACGUGUUAUUACAAACUUUAUAUACAAUGAAUGAAAGAAAGAUGAAACAAAUUAUCAAAAGGAUUUGAAUCAGCAAGCCAUAUAUGAUCUUAGUCUCAAGUGACUUUAUAGUUUUGCAUUCUUUAAAUUGGA